This is a messenger RNA of Monascus purpureus, 1651 nucleotides long. The record is from the annotation of a GenBank genome assembly. NCBI's taxonomy places the organism in Eukaryota, Fungi, Ascomycota, Eurotiomycetes, Eurotiales, Aspergillaceae.
UGGCACUAGUGGGAUCAUAGCCAGUCUUAUCUGCAGCCACAAAGACCCCGUUGAAACAGAUUUUGCCGUUUCCGACAUUGCCAGAACGCAGCAACCCCUCCCGCGGCAUUUCUUUCGCCCACCAUGAGCCUUGACAUGAAUAGCUGCUCUAAGCCGCAGCACAAGUCAGAAGAAGAAGAACAAGAGGCUGUUAUUAUUGGCUGCCGUAAAUCGGAGCUCGCCCUCGUUCAGACUCGUUCUAUCGCAUCCCAGCUGGGCCAAACGCUCGACCCCUCUCCCAACUUUCAAAUUGCCACUGGCAGUGUCGUUGGCGAUGCCGAUAAGCAGGCGCCCUUCGCGGUCCUCUCCAAGCUGGCAGGCGGCUCGGAUAUUGGUAAAAGCCUGUGGACAAAUGGCCUGGAAGUGGACUUGGUGGCCGGCAAGGUCCACUGUCUGGUCCACUGUUUGAAGGACAUGCCGACCACGCUGCCACCGCAUUGUCUCCUGGGAGCUAUCCCGGAGCGUGAGAACUGUCUUGAUGCCGUCUGUAUGAGGCCCGACUCGAAGUUCACGUCCAUCGAUCAAUUACCCGCUGGUUCCGUGGUGGGAACGAGCUCUUCCAGGAGGAAAGCACUGAUUCGGCGCAAUUGGCCUCAUUUGGAGGUUAUGGAAUGUCGCGGCAAUCUCGAUACUCGUCUUGCUAAGCUUGACGCGCCUUCUUCCCCGUUUUCAUGCAUUCUCUUGGCGACCGCGGGCCUAUUACGCCUGGGACUCGGCCAUCGGAUUACGCAUCAGCUUGAUCCUAGUAUAUUCCCUUAUGCAGUAGGUCAGGGCGCCCUCGGGAUCGAGGUUAGCACGGACCGUCCAGACAUGCUCGAGCUGGUCCGUCAUGUCGACCAUAAGCCGUCGAGAUGGCGCGGGUUGGCGGAGAGAGCGAUGCUUCGAAGCCUCCAGGGAGGAUGCUCGUCCCCAAUCGGCGUGUGGUCUUCUCUGGAGCCCCUGAAAGAAGAAAACGGAUCGACAGAAGAGACACAACGAGGCCGUGACGGUAGCGGCGGCGGCGGCAGCCUUAGCUUGCGAGCCACCGUGGUCAACAUAGAAGGAACGUCGGAGAUUGUUGCUGAGGAUGUGGCCACGGUCCAGUGCGACGAAGAAGCGGAACAACUCGGUGUCUCAGUCGCAGAUAUGCUUAUUCGCAAGGGGGCGCGGAGCCUAAUGCCAAAACAAUUCUAGAUUCGACUUUUUUUACUUGGACCCAUCUAAAAAAAGAACUAGCAGUGGAAGUGUAUAUAUGCCUUGGAUAGCUUAUUUACAAAAGUCAUGGCCGACUAUGGAAAUGGCUCCUUGCAAACUAUAAAGAUAUACGGUAGAACUGUUCACUUUAAGGAGCAAUAGAACUACCUUGCGGGACUGUCUUUCAAUGUCGGUUUCAACCAACUCUUACUACUAGAAGCAUUUACUUUCCAAUCGAAACCUCUGCUGCUUUUCCUUGCUUCGCUAAUCUUUCAACCUCUGCCGCCACCUCGCUGGAGCUGCAGCAAGUUGCUGACCGACGGCCAUCUCGCUGAUGAGAUUUCGCAAGAACAUGAAGCAGGAGAGAAACAAUAAUGAGCAAGACAGCGGUCGCCUGGAAACCUUCGAAGGAAGCCAUGGCGACCAAACUGGCUUGUUU